UUAUCUCAGAUGGCCCAAGUUCUCAGGAGCCUCAUCAUACAGAGUUACAGCUACUCCUGUGAAUACUGUAGGCCAGACAUUUUUGGCUCAUUUUAGUGAUGUUAACCUUAAAGGUACUCUGACUUCCUUAACUCCCAGUACUGUUUAUGUUAUACAAGCAGAAGCUGUUGACAAGAAUGGAAUUAUUCUGGCUGAAACACAGAUUAUGCAGUCAACAGCUCCAGACAUACCUGUUAUUGACCAGGCUUAUUCCAAACUUAGCAACAGUAUCACAGUGGAAUGGAGAGCUGUCCCAGGGGCUACUAGUUACCUACUGACUGCCCGAGAUGGAGAUUCCUUCAUUGAAACUACAGUCACAAAUUCACCAGGCACAGUGACAGGUUUGAAAGCUGCUACCCUGUACAGAAUCACCAUCAGAUCUAUAAAUUCAGGUGGAAGAAGCCAGCCUUCACCUUCCAGAAAAGCAAAAACAGUCCUGGCGGCUCCGAUCCUGUCGGUAAGUUCUCCGAGUUGCGACUCCAUUGCAGUGACCUGGAAAGCUGUUUACAUGGCAGCAGGAUUCGCUGUGUCCCUCAUGAGGUCAGAUGGUUUGGGCAGGAUGCUGAAGGAGAACACCACCAACACCUCCUUGGCGUUCACCAACCUGGACCCAGGAACUCUCUACACUAUCAAGGCAUAUGCCUGGGAUGCCAAUGGGAUGCCCGGAGAUGAUUUCACAUAUAACCAAAGAACAAGUCCGAAGGCACCGGCCGAUGUUCAAGUAGCUUUUAACAGUGGCACUUUAAGAGCUAUUGUUUCUUGGAUGCCAACAGAAGGAGCUCUAACUUACACUGUGAUAGUCUCCAACAGACUCUUGACAUUGAAGUGUAACUCAUCUUCUAGCUCCUGCAUGGUGCCGUCGCUCCAGUGCGGAUCAGAAUACUCUGUUUUUGUGAUAGCGCAUAAUGAUGCUGGAUCCAGUAAACCAACUGCUUCAGUGAACUUGAAAACCAUUCCUUGCGCACCAGGAAGUGUAUCAAUUGAAGAGGACGAAACUGGUACCCUGUUGGUAUCCUGGUCUCGUGUGAAUUUUAGUCAUUAUUAUGUUGUUUUUGUGAAAAGCGAUGAUGGCUUGGAAGUGUACUGCAACACAUCCCAUACUCAGUGCCAUUUUCAGUCGGACUGUGGCUUCACCUAUUUCAUUAGUGUCUUUGCGUAUAACAAAGCAGGCCAGAGUCCCUUAGGUGAUGUAUUCAAUUACACUACUGCACCUUGUUGCCCCAGCGACUUUAGCACCGUGUUUGUGUCGGGUGACACGCUGGAGGUUACCUGGUCUCCUGUCCGUGGUGCUGAAAUGUAUGAAACCAAAGCUGCGGCCUGGACGGGCGUCGUGCUGUGCAACGACACGGCCCCCGCGUGCACCUUAUCGGCUCUGCAGUGCAACACGCAGUACAACGUCACUGUUUACUCCUUCAGCGAAGUCAGGGGCAGCAAUAAAUCAUGUGCAUCUAAAUAUGUAGCAACAGCUCCUUGCAGCCCUGAAAUUAAAAAUAUCUCAAAAGACACUGUUUCUGUAAUCAGCGUGUACUGGCAAUCUAAUAACGAUGACGCUACAUACAUCAUCACUGCAAAAGGCGAGGCUGGGCUGUGGCACUGCACCAGCUCUGGAAACUUCUGUACCAUAAUUAAUCUUCCCUGCGGAUCUGUUUUCUCUAUUAGCGCUAUAGCAAGAUCACCAGCAGGACAGAGCUUACCAAGCUAUAGUGUCCCUUUAGAGACAGCUCCUUGCUGCCCUACUGACUUGACACUAACUCAGGUGACACAGUCUGUAACAAAUAUCAGCUGGUCUGUUGGAAUGGGUGCACAGACAUAUGCAACAACAUUGGAAUCUCCAAAAGGACAGGCAAAGUGUCACACUCUCCAAAACUAUUGUCUCCUAGGAUGCAUCACAUGUGGCACCAACUACACCGUAUCUCUGAAAGCAAUCAGUGAAACUGGUUUGACAUCCAGUUGCACAUACAAAGGAUAUUCUUCUAGUGCUUGCUGUCCUUCAGGAGUGAAGCUAUACAGACUUGGCAAUAACGCUAUCAGGGUACACUGGCGAGCUUCUGAAGAAGUGACAACUUACAAUACUGACUUAUAUGGCUCAAAAGGCAACUUCACCUGUGCCCCUCACUCAGGUCUCAGUCACUGUGAUAUCACUGAGAUACCUUGUGGGGAUGUCUACACAGUGGUAGUAACUCCAGCAACUGAUAAAGGGCUGAAACUUGCAGUUUGUCCUAAAAAAAUAUAUUCAGUAACUUGUUCUGGAAGCUCUGUUGGAAGGGUGAUAUAUAGAGGAAAGAGAAAUGCGGAACAUCUCUAA
Molecule: messenger RNA, 2344 nt
Organism: Tinamus guttatus (white-throated tinamou)
Lineage: Eukaryota; Metazoa; Chordata; Aves; Tinamiformes; Tinamidae
Gene: FNDC7
Product: fibronectin type III domain containing 7
Molecular function (GO): protein binding
Source: RefSeq, a predicted model, not a curated record